Messenger RNA from Anoplopoma fimbria (sablefish), 1206 nucleotides. It is a transcript of the gene ndr2, whose product is annotated as nodal-related 2. Gene Ontology annotation, cellular component: extracellular region. Bases 1 to 1206 code for a protein of 401 amino acids. Gene Ontology annotation, biological process: SMAD protein signal transduction; BMP signaling pathway. NCBI's taxonomy places the organism in Eukaryota, Metazoa, Chordata, Actinopteri, Perciformes, Anoplopomatidae. The transcript has 3 exons. The record is from RefSeq and is a predicted model, not a curated record. Gene Ontology annotation, molecular function: growth factor activity; cytokine activity; type I activin receptor binding.
AUGCGUUCAUUGGGAGCUCUGGCUGUCGCGCUGCACGCAUCUCUGCUGGUGCUGCUCGCUCAGGGGGUCCACAGAAACAGGGAUGGAGUUUACAUGCGGUCCAAGCAGCAUUUUUCCUCCAUGGAUCGAUCAACCGGGUACCACCUGCCCACCUACAUGAUGCAUCUCUACAGGAAUUUCAAGUCCAACUUUUCCAGGCCUUUGGAUACUAUGGAGCAAGAUUCCACAAAGCAGGCAGACACCGUGAAGAGUGUGAUGGCUAAAAGUUUGAUAUCCAGUCAGAAGCGCUGGAUUGCGACCUUUGACCUCAAGGCCCUUCUGGCUGACAAGCAGAUCCAGGCGGCAGAGCUGAGAAUCAGACUUCCUCGGACAGCGAGCGUGUCCAACAUCACUGUGGAGGUCUAUCACCAGCACGGCCAGGCGUGCCACACGCACGAGGGCUGCCAGGAACAGCAGCUGGUGGGGCUUCUCACUGAAUCAUCACUGGUCACUUUAUCACAGAACUGGAAAGUGUUCAACAUGACAAAACCUCUCUUGAGCUGGCUCAGACGAAAAUCAGCCACGGUAAGAAUUCCACAAAAAAGAGUGGCAAGCAGAAGGAGAGUGGCAAAGACAAAGAGAGGCCUGUCGCUUCCCGAUCAGCCCGUCUUUGUGGCGAGCCCGAGAAGAGAGCAGGACUUGAGUGACCGGGCCUUGUUGGUCGUCUUCUCACAAACUGGCUCUGAUGAAAACUCGAAGGCCAAAGCCAGCUUGCUUCACAUGGCGGAACAGUCCAAGUUCUUGUCCCCUGCUGAAAUCAAAAGGGCCCGGUGGCCAAAGAGGCGAAGGAGCAAACGGGGCCAGAUAGAACAAACGGUGAGAAGCCCGCAGGCGUCCAAGAGAGCGAGUGAAAAAUCUCUCUGCCGCCGAGUAGACCUGCAUGUGGACUUUAAUCAGAUCGGCUGGGGGUCCUGGAUCGUCUUUCCUAAAAGAUAUAACGCCUAUCGUUGUGAGGGAUCCUGCCCUGGUCCCCUGGGGGAAAACCUGAAUCCAACAAAUCAUGCCUACAUGCAGAGUUUACUGAAACAUUACCACCCUGACCGAGUGGCAGCGCCCUGCUGUGCCCCAACCAAAAUGAGCCCAUUAAGCAUGCUGUACUACGAGAACAGAGAAAUGCUCCUCCGACAUCACGAAGACAUGAUUGUGGAUGAAUGUGGCUGCCAGUGA